AUGAGGGGAUCGGGCUUGCAACUGCUGCGAAAGGCCACGCUCACCGUCGCAAACACACGUCGGCGGGCGAGCUCGGCAACUGGCUCGGACAAAUACGAUGCCGUGAUCGUCGGGGGAGGACACAAUGGUCUGACCUGCGCUGCCUACUUGGCUCAAAAAGGCGUUCGCGUCCUGGUGUUGGAACGCAAUGACUGGAUCGGCGGAGCAGCUGUAACGGGCGAGAUCGUCCCUGGUUUCAAGUUUAGCCGCGCAUCCUACUUGGCCGGGCUACUGCGACCACAGAUUAUCAAGGAUCUUGAUCUUCAUCGCCAUGGGUUGGAAUACCUGCCUCGUGAUCCCUCGAGCUUCACACCUGGGGAGCCGGGAGGGCCGUACGAAGGCCAGGGUCUCUUCUUCUGGCAGGAUGCCGCCAAGACCCGUGCAUCGAUCGAGCAAUUCUCUCGAACCGAUGCUGAUGCCCUCGAGGAGUACGAGGAUGUUCUUGCUGGACUGCGCGAUGUUGUACAACCGCUGCUGGAUCACCCACCUCUGGCCAACGAAACGGUGCGCAACAAGGACCUGUCAGGUUACCACCAUUGCCGUGCCUGUGUUCGAGCGCUCCAGCGAAAGGAAUUAAUCCCGCUGUAUUACGAGUUGCUGACCGCACCGGCGGCACACAUUCUGGGCCGCUAUUUCGAGAGUGACAUUUUGAAGACAACCCUGGCCACGGAUGCUGUCAUUGGGAGCCUGGCAGCUCCGUCUGAGCCUGGAUCGGGCUACGUGCUGCUGCACCACGUCAUGGGCGAGGCGGCAGGACGUCAAGGCGUGUGGGCAUAUGUGCGCGGUGGCAUGGGUCAAGUGUCGCAGGCAAUCGCAUCGGCAGCGCGUGAAGCAGGCGCAGAAAUCCAGACGGGUGCGCUGGUCGAUCAAAUCUUGACGGACGGUAGCGGCAAUGUGCAUGGCGUGCGAGCGGUCAUCAACGGGGAGCCCACAGUGAUCCAUGCGGACAUGGUGGCUGCCAACUGCAAUCCACACCACCUUGUCACCAAUCUGUUGAGUGACUGCCCACUGCCAAAGGAUUUUGUGCGGCAUGUCGAGCGUGCCGACUACAGCUGCGGCGCCUUCAAGAUCAACUGUGCUGUGAGCGAGCUGCCACAGUUUAUCGGCUUCGAAGGUGGCGCCGAGCCGCAGGCACACCAUCGAGGCACGAUCCACUUUGAGAACCAUAUGCAGCAGAUCGAGGACGCCGCCGCCGAAGCCAAGCGUGGAGAAGCGGCUUCUCGCCCUGUCAUUGAGAUGACCAUCCCGAGUGCGGUUGACAACACUCUGGCACCGGAAGGCCAGCACGUGGUGCAGUUGUUUGUGCAGUAUGCUCCCUACGAGGCUGGGCAGGCCUCUGGUCGCGGCUGGCACGACCCCGCUUUCAAAAAGGCGUUUGUUGAUCGUGUUUUCGGCGUGAUUGACCGGUUCGCCCCCAAUUUCUCAAAGUCCGUGAUUGGCAUGGACGCGUUGUCGCCCGUGGACCUGGAAGAGCAGUUCCACUUGCACCGGGGCAACAUCUUUCAUGGCGCCUUGGGUCUGCAUCAACUGAGCUUCAUGCGUCCAGCUCCAGGGUACAGCAGCUACCGCAUGCCUCCUAAGGGCCUGUAUCUCUGUGGCUCUGGUGCCAGCCCUGGUGGGGGUGUGAUGGGUGCUCCGGGUCGCAAUGCCGCUCGAAUCAUGCUCAGCGAUCGCUAG
Messenger RNA from Monosiga brevicollis MX1, 1716 nucleotides. RefSeq lists its product as uncharacterized. Gene Ontology annotation, molecular function: oxidoreductase activity. The record is from RefSeq and is a predicted model, not a curated record. The coding region runs from base 1 to 1716 and encodes 571 amino acids. The transcript is spliced from 7 exons. Lineage: Eukaryota; Choanoflagellata; Craspedida; Salpingoecidae.